CCUACAUAAGUACCACUUCCAAUCCCAGCAGCAAUCAUCCAGACUACCGUCUAGACCAAAACACGACCUAGGGAAACCCCAAAAUCUGCUCGAUGCCGCGAUCUACCCUUGACGUCACUAAAGCAAUAGAUGCGUUCGCAUAAAACAUUCCGUUAGCUCACCUGCGCGACAGUAUUUGCCUUCUGCCUGUUGCGUAAUAUUCGGAAAAAAAGGACAAUUUGGACUCAUCGCCGAAGAGAGAAAUUGUAGACAAUUUCGAAGGUGACCGUUGUUGGGUAGGAGUCGAAGAAGAAAACCUUCGAACAUACCAAUUGUUUUGUUACGAUAUAGCCGGUCAAUUGGUGCAAUACGCGUAAGUACCCACUGGCAGUACUGCAAUCGCAACAUCGUGUUUUAUUUGAAUCUGCCGCGAAAGUUUGGCAUGUUGAUAUCGUGGUUGUUCACUGAGUGAUUUAUCUUGGAAUAUAUAUAUGUGAUAGCGGAGGAUAAGAUGACGCUGAUACAUCCCAUUUGGCUCAGUCUUGUGGUGGCAACAUGGGCGUCAAUGGCUCAUCAGCAAUCAGUGCUGGAAGGUGUGAUCAAGCUGGUAAUGGAGGGUGAGAAUCAAGCAAAUACGGAGCCGGAUGACACACAAAAACUUUACGAUGAAUACGAUUUUGUGGUUGUCGGAGCUGGUACAGCUGGAUGUGUGAUAGCCAAUAGAUUAUCAGAAAAUCCGGAUUGGAAUAUCCUUCUCAUAGAAGCAGGCCGUCCAGAGAACUACGUUAUGGACCUCCCAAUUCUAGCCAAUUAUCUACAAUUCACGGAAUCCAAUUGGAAAUACAAAACGGAACCCAGCGACAAAUAUUGCAUGGGACUGGACAACAAACAGUGCAAUUGGCCUAGAGGUAAAGUGAUCGGAGGGUCGAGCGUCUUGAACUAUAUGAUUUACACCAGAGGCAACCGCAAAGACUACGAUCACUGGUCUGACCUUGGCAACACUGGAUGGUCGUUCGAAGAUAUCCUACCCUACUUCAAAAAGAUCGAGAACUUCACCAUCGACGAGUACAAGAAUUCACCCUAUCAUAGCGAUAAUGGUUACCUAGCAGUAAGCUAUCCCCCAUACCGAAGCAAGAUAGCCGACGCCAUAAUAGAAGCAUCUCAAGAAGCAGGUUUUCCCUACGUCGACUACAACGGGCCAAAACAAAUUGGAGUUUCCCAGCUUCAAGUCAGUAUGAGAGAUGGCGUGAGAGAAAGUUCAAGCAGGGCCUAUUUACACCCCAUUAGAAACCGUCCAAAUCUUCAUGUCAAAAAAUACUCCAUGGUCAGCAAAAUCCUCAUCGACCCUAGCACCAAACAAACCUAUGGCGUGGAAUUUGAAAGGUUGGGUAAAAGGUACAUCAUCCGAGCCAAGAAAGAAGUCAUAGUAUCAGCAGGUGCUAUAAACUCACCGCAGCUCCUCAUGUUAAGCGGCAUAGGCCCUAAGAAACAUUUAUCAGAGCUUGGAAUACCGGUAUUGAAGAACUCCAGGGUUGGUUUCAAUCUCAUGGACCAUAUCGCUCUUGGCGGACUGACAUUCUUGAUCGACAAGCCAUACUCCCUUACUUUGGACAGAAUGAUUACCGUGGAGAACCUCAGAAUGUAUUUCAACUACCACAAAGGCCCUAUGUCUAUACCAGGAGGGUGUGAAGUUUUACUGUUCACCGAUUUCGAACGUCCUGGUGAUCUGGAUGGAUAUCCAGACAUGGAACUGUUAUUCCAAGGUGGUUCUUUAGUGUCAGAUCCUCUUUUAUAUAAAGACUUCGGUAUAACUGAAGAAAUUUUCGAUGAAGUUUACAAGCCGAUAAAAAACCUCGAUUCCUUUAUGGUUUUUCCUAUGCUACUGAGACCGAAGAGUGCAGGAAGAAUUAUGUUGAAAUCUAGGAGUCAUAAAACGAAGCCUAUGAUCUUUCCCAAUUAUUUCGCUGACAAACAGGAUGUAGACACCAUAAUAAAAGGUUUGAGAUUGUCUAUCAACAUUACCAAACAACCUGCAUUACAGAAAUUAGGAGCCAGACUCCAUACAAUUCCUAUGCCUGGCUGUAAACAAUACUCGUUCGGGACCGAUGAGUAUUUCGAAUGUAUGGCUAGACAUUUGACAUUUACAAUUUACCAUCAAAGUGGUACUUGCAAAAUGGGACCACCGUCAGAUAAAAAAGCUGUAGUAGAUCCCAGACUGAGGGUGUAUGGUAUUGGAGGUCUGAGGGUUAUAGAUGCGUCGAUUAUGCCGAAGAUACCAGCAGCUCAUACCAAUUCUCCAACUUUCAUGAUUGCAGAAAAGGGUGCCGACAUGAUAAAAGAAGAUUGGGGAUUUAAACUGUAGAUUAAAAAAAAAAUUCUGUGAUAAGACUUGAAAAGCGCUGAUAAAUAUUAGAAUAAUUGCCACAUUUUCGUCAUAAUUAGGGUGAAAUCGAAUUAUGUUUAUAAGCAGCAUUAAUAUUAAUAUUUAUUGGUGUAGAAAACGUUUAUAGUGCACCUGAAGAAAGUUGUGAUAGUAGACUAAAUUAGAGAUUAAAUGGUAUUCAUUUACGGAUUUUACAUAUAUAUUUUUAGUAUUCUCCGUGUAGAAAUAAUUGACAUUUGGGUUUUCUAAUAUGUAGGGCAGAAAAGAACAUUCUAAUUAGAAUCUAACAUAUUCUUGAAAAAGACACAUCGAAUUACAUGUGUCUUUUUACCUUCAAUAGUGGUUAGGUUAGGUAGUGGGUACUCACAACAUUGAAAUAAACUCGUUAUCAAAAUGUCAAUUGUUUCCAGACGGAACAUUUGUAUAUGUGUCGCUUUCAUUAAAAUCAAUGUAUACUUGAACUAUAUCGAAUGAAAGUAUUAGCUUCAUGACUUUUUAGAAUGAAGAAAUAUGUGCUCGAUGAAUAAUUGCGAAAGAAUAAUGUUAAGGAGAUAAUUUUUUAUAUAGUAGUUUUUAUAGCAUCUUGAAACGAUUCGAACAAAACUGUUCAAGUCUUCAAAUAAUAAGCAGCUUAAACGUUAUCUGUUAAUUUAAGAGAUCGUUGAAAAAAUAAACUCCCUGAGCAGCCUCUGCAUUCCAAUGUGACAGUGAACCUUGAAAGAUAUAUUAGAUUCUAGCAUAUAAUUUCUUUAAUUGAUUCCCAAAAUAUCAGUCAUGAAUGAAUUAUGAAUUGUAUAAAAAUGAACUUGAACAUAAAUAAAUAAAUGUUAAAGUUCGUGAUGUAAAGGGCGAUAAGAAACAAUGUAAAA
This is a messenger RNA of Harmonia axyridis, 3231 nucleotides long. RefSeq names its product glucose dehydrogenase [FAD, quinone]-like. The transcript is spliced from 3 exons. Gene Ontology annotation, molecular function: oxidoreductase activity, acting on CH-OH group of donors; flavin adenine dinucleotide binding. NCBI's taxonomy places the organism in Eukaryota, Metazoa, Arthropoda, Insecta, Coleoptera, Coccinellidae. Bases 491 to 2341 code for a protein of 616 amino acids. The record is from RefSeq and is a predicted model, not a curated record.